This is a messenger RNA of Nicotiana attenuata, 735 nucleotides long. RefSeq lists its product as uncharacterized. Bases 1 to 735 code for a protein of 244 amino acids. Lineage: Eukaryota; Viridiplantae; Streptophyta; Magnoliopsida; Solanales; Solanaceae. The record is from RefSeq and is a predicted model, not a curated record. The transcript has a single exon.
AUGAAACUAACCUACAUACCUCCACAAGUGGUAAAUGGUGAAAUUAGAGUACAAUAUAAGGAAGAAGUUGAUAGAAAAACAGAGAAAUGGAAAGGGGCUUUAAUUGCGUAUGUUCUGGGUGAUUUGCCAGGAUAUAACGUAAUGAAGAGGUAUAUAGAAAACACAUGGAAUUCGAUUCCAGAUCCAGAGUUAUAUAUGCAUGAGGAUGGUUAUUACAUAAUCAAAUUUAAAUCGAUGGAAGAUAUGCGGGAAAUUUUGUUAGCUGGUCCAUAUACUAUCAAUAAUAGGCAAAUUAUACUUAAACAAUGGAUAGCUGACUUUGAUUUUGAGAAGGAAUUUCCCACUGAGAUUCCAUUAUGGAUUAGAUUUCCAAAACUUCCAUUGAACUGCUGGGGUGUGAACUCACUAAGUAGGAUUGCAAGUUCUAUUGGUACACCUAUGUACGCUGAUGAAUGCACUGCUAAACAAUUAAGAGUAUCAUAUGCUAGAAUGCUAAUAGAGGUAGAUAUGACAAAGCCUCUAAAGGAUGAAAUAAUAGUGGAAGAUUCAAACGGGAAAACAUUUUUGCAAUCAGUUAUCUAUGACUGGAAACCAAAGUUCUGUGAAAAAUGUCAAAUCAUUGGGCAUGAUUGCAAGCAGGAAAGGGGAAGGCAGAUUCAAAUGAAUACCAAGAAUGAACAGAGAAAGCCAAAGAAAGUAGUGCAACAUUGGGUUAAAAGGAGAAAGGGAAGAUAA